This is a messenger RNA of Lactuca saligna, 915 nucleotides long. Lineage: Eukaryota; Viridiplantae; Streptophyta; Magnoliopsida; Asterales; Asteraceae. The record is from the annotation of a GenBank genome assembly.
AAAAAAAAAAAAAAAAAUUCCAAACCCUUGAUAAUGUUUAACUACAUGCCCAUAGAAAAGUAGAAAACCCUCUAAACCCCUGCCCUGGUUAUCUUCCCUUUAACAAUGGCUCACACCAGACUUAAAAUUCCAAUUCUCUCAACUAUCACUACAACUGCUAUUAAAUUCUCCAAACCAUCAUUGCUUCAUGGUUAUCGUCGCCAUAUCUGCCACUGUUCAUCCCCCGUAUCUAUUUCUCAAAAUCAACAACGACAACCGCAAAUCAGGAGCCCUCAACUCGUCGCAUUGGAGUAUGCUGAUCUUAGCAUUCCGCAUAUUGUGUGUGAGGAGUUAGGUGCUACUAGGGUGAGGCAACAUGUUAAUCCUCUGAGCUCUAGUUUAUCAAUUCCUGUUGAAGUGCCAAAUUGGAAUGAUGUAUUUGAAGACCCAAAGUUGCCUCUAGUUGUUGAUGUAGGAAGUGGUAGUGGCAGAUUUCUCAUGUGGCUUGCUAAGAGAAAUCAUGGUUCCAAGAACUAUAUGGGGCUUGAGAUACGAAAAAAGUUGGUUACACGGGCUGAAAAAUGGGCGAAAGAGCUGUCUCUUAGUAAUAUACAUUUUGUGUUUGCAAAUGCCACAAUAUCCUUCAAGGAGCUCAUUUCCACAUAUCCUGGGCCUCUGAUGUUUGUUUCAAUAUUGUGUCCAGAUCCUCAUUUCAAGAAACGACACCACAAAAGAAGGAUUGUGCAGAAGCCUCUUGUGGAAGCAAUUACCGAUAGUUUAAUGCCUGGUGGACAGGUGUUUAUACAGUCGGAUGUGCUUGAAGUUGCAGUUGACAUGCGGAAUUAUUUUGAUGCUGAGUCAGCAAAGAAGUCUGCGUUUGAUCAUUUCAAGACAACACCUACACCCGCCAGAAGAUUAUCACGAUUGUUUUCGUGA